UCACUCUUCCACUGUCUGUCAUUUACAGAGUCCUGCUUCGGCCCCACAUUAACAAUGCUCUCUGUCAGUUCCCUCCCUGGUAGCGUGCUUCUCAGUUAUCCAGGCAUGCAUCAGAAGAGCAGCUGUCCUAUCAUGCAUCAGGAGAGCAGCUGUGCAAUGUCAGAUCCAGACCGUGUGGAGAAAGGUCUGUAUCAGAUGCUACAGGAAGCACUGAGAGAGAUUGGGCUUCCUGAAACCCAGGACAGGACACGUGGUGGACACGUACCAGGUGAAUACUACUCAGAGCUGUGUUUCUGUGUGCUGGGUUCCCCACUCCCCCACCUCUCCUUCCUGUUAGAGGCAGGUCAGGUAAGCCCAGGCGAUUCCCUCCUAUGUCUCUCCCCUUCCUGGGUCACUCGGGCCUCCACAUCACUUGUGGUCCACAAAGCCGUGACCUUUGACCUUGGGGGCCGUACCACCCUUCUCACCUUUUGUCCCCCCCGCCGGGUCACUUACCUACUGACCUGCAACCCCUGGGCUGGGCAGGAGGUGACGCAGGGGGUUGACUGUCCGAUGGGUGGGUCAUUGGAGUUGGAACGAUUCUGGAGCGACAGGCUGACCGCGAGGGUCCUGCUGCAGAAGGCCAAAAUCAAUUGCCCUCCAACCCUGGCACUCCUCCUGCCCCCGGGGCAGAACAUCGUGGGGGAGGGGCGCACGGGGGUCGUUGAGGUUGUCCUGCUGGAGACGGAGGGGGCGCAGAGGGGUACAGACUCCAUCCGAAACAAGCUGACGACAUUCCUGGAGUCUGAAGCAUUGAGGCAGGCUGACAGGGUGGUAGUGAGGCGCAGUAGAGGUGGGUCAGAUGACAGCCUUCUUCACCUGCCCCGGGAUAACAGGGAGGAGGUGUGGGCAAAGGUGAGCCAAACGCUGCCCCUCCUAAUGCCUGGAGAGGCCAUCCUGGUUGAGGAAUACUGCUCUCCACUGAAGCCUGGGCCUAGAGUAGAAGACCACACCUGGGAGCAGUACUCUGGUAAUCCAAGGGAAAUGGACUGCAGGCCCCAGAUUCCUGAUCUGUCAUUCAGGGUGUGUGCCACCGUCACCCGCUCCCCCCAAAAUGUCCCCCUGCUGUACAAGUUGGAGUGUAAAGUUGGACCAGUUGGCACCCCUCCAUCUGGAUAUCACUCCAUCUCCCAGUCCCUGGAAACCACCUUGUCUGACCUUGGCUACUCUGACCCGUCCAUGACUGCCUCCCUUCGGCAGCUGGCAACUGACACUGCCCUGGCCUGCCUCCAAGUUGUCAUGGACACCGAGUCUGGGAUGUCACCAGGACAACGGGGCGGGAUGUGUGCUCAGAGCGAUGUGAUAGGUGUGGACCUCCUCAUCACUCUCUCUGGUUCGAUCAUCUCCCCAGUGGUUCUGGGGCUGCGCCCGUCUCCCCAGCUGAGCCCUCACUUCCUGGAGGGUGGCAUGGGUGGCUGGGACGAGCGUGGUAGAGGUAUGUGGUGGGACAAGGAGGGGUGUCUGGGUAGCCUACUGCAUUCCCCCUUGGCCCGCUCACAGUGCUACCUCAUGAAGGGGAAGACCGUGUUAGUCAUCGGGGCAGGAGGGUACAGCAAGAAGUUUGUGUGGGAAGCAGCCAAUCAGUAUGGUCUAAAGAUUCUACUGGUUGACUCUGACCCCUCCCACUUUGCCUCCCGCCUGGUGGAACACUUCCUCCCCUUACCGGACCUCCCUGAUCAUGGCCGAGAUGACCAGCACUGUGUGCGCAUCUGUGAAUGGGUGGAAUCGGCGGGGCUCCGCCCGGACGGGUGUCUGUGUUUCUGGGAUGACUGUGUGGUGCUGGCCUCCUUGAUCUGCCGGAGCCUGGGUCUCAGGGGUGCCCCACCUGAGGCAAUCCACAUUGCCAAAGAAAAGAGUCGUACCCACCUGCACCUACUGGGGCUACAGGGACCCCCGUCCAAGAGAUCUGGUCCCCAUGAGGGCGGCCGGCUGGCGGGUACCAUAGAGACAGUCUUGGAGAUGGAGGGAGAAAGCCUGAGGGCCAUAAUGGACUUUGACAGGAGGGAGCAGGUGGGUCUGAAGGGGGAGGCAGCGGAAAACCAUGGCAACAGCAUCUCAGAUGACUCCGUCCCCUCGCCAGGUUCCUUCUGCUCCUGGGUGCCACACCUUUCGCCCCCACCCGCCAGCUAUGGUGUGCCUUGUGCCCACAUGGAGAAUGCCCAGGACCUGAAGGACGCGGUGCAGCAGAAUAGGGUGCGUUUUCCCGCUGUCAUGAAGCUGGAAUAUGGCGCCGGGGCAGUGGGUGUGAAGCGGGUGGGCUCGCUGGAGGAAGCCCUAACCCACCUGGAGAAGAUUGCAGGUGACCUGCGGGAGGAGACUGACUACCCAGGCAUUGGGCUGGGUUGGGGGAAUGCCAUGACCCUGAUGGAGUUUGUCGGUGGAACAGAGCAUGACGUGGAUGUGCUGCUCUUCGAUGGCCGGCUGGAGGGCGCCUUCGUAUCAGACAAUGGCCCCACCCGAUUGCCUGCCUUCACUGAGACGGCUGCGCGGAUGCCCACAGGCUUGGCACCAGAUAAGAGAGUGCAGCUGAUCCAUGCAGCCUACCACAGCUGCCUGGCCUGCGGGUUACGUGAUGGCGUCUUCAAUGUGGAGCUGAAGAUGACGCCGCUGGGGCCUCGCCUCCUUGAGAUCAAUGCCCGCAUGGGCGGCUUUUACUUGCGCGACUGGAUCCUCCAGCUCUACGGCGUGGACAUCCUGCUGGCUGCCUUCAUGGUGGCCUGUGGCCUGCCGCCCCGCCUGCCCUCAGCCACCUGCCUCCCACCACAGGGCCACUACGCCGGCAUAAUGUGUGUUGUGUCACAGCACCGCCAGGCGCUGAAUACCACAGCACACCCCAGGCGGCUGCGCCAGCUCCACCAGGAGGGAGUGCUGCGCCUCAACGAGCUGGAGGAGGAGCUUAUCUCUGGCGAGUAUGAGGAGCCCUACUGCAACGUAAGCGUGAGGGACGACCGGCCAGAUGACGCCCGCCAACGCCUGCUGGCACUGUGCCAGGGACUUGGGCUGCACUGCCCGCCCCGCUAUGACCUGGACUAUUUCCUGUCCCAGUUUAAAUAGAGAGCCUACUUCCUGUCCCACUUUAAGGGCCUACUUCUUGUUACACAUUAUGUAGAGAGCCCACUUCCUGUUCCACUUCAAGCAAAGGGUAGUGCUAAGUGAUUCAUGUUUUUUUUUUUUAGUUCAGUGUGAUUUCAAUUUGGUUUCUGAAAUGAAUCACGGUUUUUGAUUUCGUUUUUUUUUUUUUUAAAUAUGAAUGUACCAUGAAAUAAUGACAUUUGAAAUUCUUUUUGAAUAUUUUUUUUAUUGAAAUGUUAAACACAAACUUAAAAAACUUCAAAACUCUAUUUUAAAAUUCUCCAAUGUGGUGACUGCAUAUUACAGUAAAUCACUUGCAUAAAUUAUCAGUUUGGUUUUUAAAAAUAUAUGAAAAUUUCAGGUGUGUAUAUUUAAUUAUUUUAUAAUCUAUGUUGGCUUCAUAAUUUAUCUCCCUUUUCAUACACUAUUCGCUGCAGAAGUAAAGAGAUUUUAUCUUUGACAGGUGAACACUACCAGCCUACUGUUUUCAGUGUUCCUCUCGAGAAACGUUAACAAAAUCAUUAGACCAGUUUUGAGGCACAUAUAACAUUCUGCAAAAUGAAAACUACCAGUUUUUUAGAAGCGCUGUUAUGGAAUAUGUGUUGUUAGUUACAGUCGGACAGUAGGCUACAUGAACCUCUUCGGUCCAGCUCGUUGGUGUCCUGCUAGUACUAGAUUCUGUUAUUCGAAACACACUUUGCUCACGUGUCUGUAGGCGAAAUGGAUUAUGGUCAUUGUAGUUAUUGCAACACUUAUUUCUGUGCAAACUGUGUUGAGUAGCUGCCUUUUAAAGACUACAGCUUAAAAAAACUACAACACCAAGCUUGGAUAAAAACACUGUUUAUCCACCCAAUUAAGACAAGAUGUCGAAUGAUUAAUUAUCUAAACACUGAAAAAACACUGAAAUGUCCUCAGCACUAACAAAGGGCCUUCCCCUCCCAAUUUAAGUAGAGAGCCUACUUCCUGUGCCAAAUUAAGUAGAGAGCCCACUACCUGUCCCACUUUAAGUAAAGGGCAUACUUCCUGUUUCACUUUAAGCAAAUGGCCUACUUCAUUUUAAGGGCUUACUUCCUGUCCCAAGUGGAGAGCCUAUUUCUUGUCCCAGUUUAAGUGACUACUCCCUGUCCCUCUUUAACCCCUUAAACCCCACUUAAAACCCAGGGUUUGUAAACCCUAUUAUCUCCAAAAUUAUAUACAUUAUAUAUAUUAUUUAUUCGUAUCAAAAUGAGCAAACACUGGGAUCCCAUGGGAGUCUCACUCCGUAAACAUACAGGAAAUAUUUUUUCAGAAUUAUUUUCUUUAUUCUGUAGUAAUUAUAUAUACUUCUGAUACUGGACAAAACCAGGUUUCUUUUUCCAAUUAUACCCUAGGCAUACCCUAGGAUAUAUACAAUUCCAGGGUGAAGGUUUACAAUGGACUGAAAACAGCAGUAAAAUAUGACAUGCAUUUUCCCAAAGGUGGGCCCAAGUGUCCCAAAAACCUCUCCAGAGGGCACCAAACGUCUUCAAAUUGGAAUAUUGUUUAUAUCUUUUUUCUAAGACAUAUUCCACUUCCAGAAGCUAAUUCCAUUGAGAGUGGUACCCUCUGGAAUCUCACAAAACAAAUAUUUAUUAUUUACCCAUUCUUCCUUUUUGACUAAGCCCUGUAUUUCAGUUAAAUUGUAAUCAUUUGAAGAGCUUCUAAGUAGAAAAUGUUCAUAAUGUUUACUUAUCACACACACUAAAUUCACUCAGAAACAGUCAAACCACUUGGUUUUACCUUGCUGUGUGCUCUGACCUGCGCUCAGCUGACAGGCUUUGUUAAUCAGGCUUGUUCGCAGAAGGCAGCUGUAAUUUGCAAAUGCAGAUUGAGGCUGUAGAAAUAUGCAAACAGCCUCACAGCACCCCUUUUAUUAGUUAUCAUAGCUUACGAAGGAAUUUUACAAGGAAGUGUGAAGUGAAGGAACAGGCAGACCCACACACACAAACACAGACACACACACACACACACACACAUGUAUGGGGCCUACUUCAUUUUAAGGGCCUACUUCCUGUCUCACUUUAAGUAAAGGGCCCACUUCCUGUCCCACUUUAAGCAGAGAGACUACUUCCUGUCACACUAAGUAAUGGGCAUGAUAUUGCUCAACUCGGGUGUUUAGUGCUCCUGCAAUCAAACUCUGAAAAACAACAAACUCUGUGUUCUAGCUUCAUUAGUAGAUGAUACAUGACAAUUAUGCAAAAUACAGAGUUUCUAAGUGCCACCAUUGUCGCGUAUUCAUUUAGGUCAUCCAUUUAACAAGCACCUCCUCCCUGCAGUGUCAUCGGCAACUAUACCCCCCAAAACAUGACACAAUCGACAAUAGAAAAAUAUUCUUUCACCACCAAAAAUUCAUAUUUCAUUAUAGCUACAAAAUAAAGUCAACAAUAGCCCAAAGGUAUGCCAAUACAGUGGUGAAAAAUGAUGAAAAAUGAUGUGUUAUGUUAUGCACCGAUUUACCGUGAAGCUAGAACAAUGCCAAAAGUUUUGUGAUGGAGGAAUGUUAUUAUUAUUAUAAUUAUAAUAAUAAUAAUAAUAAUUAUUAUUAUUAUUAUUAUUAUCGUAUUGCACACAAUGUGGGGUAUUAGUAUCUCUAUGGGCUAUACUUGUAACUUAGGAAAUGGAAAAUACUCAGUCAAAUUUACUGUGUGCUAAUAUGAGCAAGAUGAAUGUAAAAUUUUCCUUUGGACUUAUCAAAAAUAGUAACAUUAGUAAAAUGUCAUCUUUUUUUCUAGAGUACAGAAAAAAGACUUGUGCAAUCCAGAGCCUGCGGGCAGCCAGUGCUUUCCCCUCUUUGGUUUCUGUACCAAGACCCUGUCUGUCUGUAUUCACACAUGUCUUUAACAACAGUCAUGUUCAAAGUUUUGUGCUUGUAAAGUCACACUGGUACGAUUGACUGUGUUUAGCACUGUGAUCCAGACAGCUAAGCUUACAAUAAUGUCAAAGAUUUCAAACACAGAAAACAACAAUAUCUUGGUAAAGGAGCAUGAGCCUUGACAGAUGGAUGUUCAUGAUUUCAGAUUCACUUUAGUUUAAUUAGCGCUGCAAAAUAAAAUAAAUUAGGCUUGUCGCAGUGUUCGGUUUAACCCUGUGGCAUUUGAUGCAUGAGCCUACACAGGUGUAGUUAUUUUCUCACCUCCAAUGGUAUUUUAGAAUUGCAAUUAAAAACUAGAAGAAUGCACUCGGUAGAGUGUAGAUCUCCGCCAGGUGUGUAUGUCCUUUCGGAAGCAGUUGUUGAUCACUUGUGGCCCCUAGUGGCCGGUUAGGAGGAGUGAGGAGUUAGCACUCAAUGUAUUUCAAUGGACAAUGAUGGAAAUUAAUUCAAAUAAAAUACUUGUCGUUGACCGAUUUGCGAAAUAUUCAAUAAUUCAGGUCCUUGGCCUGCUGUCAGCAUGCACAACAAAUAUUAGGCUGAUCGCCCCAGUAGUAUGCGAGAUUAGCUGUGGACAGAUACACAAACACACACACGCGCAAACACACACACACAUGCGACCAACCUGCCUGGCGGAAAUAACUAAAGUAAAAGUAAAAAAGAAAUAAAAGUGCAAUUGUCGAGCUUCAAAGUUCAAGUAAUUAAAUUAAUACGAAACUCAUGAAAAUGCUGAAUGGCUAGUGACUUUUCAAAAACCACUAGCCACAGUGGCUAAUGAGUCAAAAAGUUAGUGUCAAGCCCUGCAGAGAGUGUUUCCCUUUCCUAAGCAUUCCACAGUGUUUCUGAGUAAACGUCAAUUUCAAAGGAAAGUUCUUUAAAAAACAUUUGUUGAUUUCAACAAGAUUGUGUGCAGCCUAUUCAAUACACUAAAGAAAUUAUUGGCUUCAACAGAGCAUUUGGUCUCAUGCUGUGUAGCCAGGUUCCAAUUAUGAGGGCAGCAGGGUAGGAGAGACUGGAGCACAAACUAAUGCAUGUUGUACGUGGUUAUACCUGAGCAAGAAUUAUGUAUUUGUUUUCAUGUAUUAUGGCAACACACUUCUCAUGUGUGAGUGGCGGGAUGAUUUGAAAACUUCUCCAGAAGUUAUUAACAAAAGUUUUAUUAAAAGUGUUUUUUAGCAGCAUGCAUGUAAAUGUUCUUGCCAAAGUGUUUUUUUGAUUAAUUAAUAAUGCGUUUAUGCCACAGACUCCAGGUACAGUAUACUGUAUGUCAUUUAAAACACUGUCUUGUGGGUUAUAAGUCUAGUUUUUACAAAUGACACUAGCAAGCAGAAACUGACCCAUACAGGAGUACAACUAGCAUAACGAUGGCAUGAUUAUAACUGUUAUAACAUGACCCCGUGAAUAUUAAACGCAGCCACAGUAACUUUUAUAAACUUUUCAUGAAAGGUAUAUUCCAUGUAUACCAUGCACUUAUUCUGUUCUAUACAGUAUAUAUAGUUGGGGAUAGCGGGGGCUCAAUUCUGAAACUAUUACUUGAGAUAGAUGAAUCAAUUUUUUGAUACAAACAACCUUUUUUUGAUAAAAUGUCCUUUGGCUAUGAUUACACACCACAAUUAAAUUUCUGGGACAUACCAUUAACUAGCAAUCAAAAAGUACCAAUAGUAACGAAAGUACCAAGAGUGAAAUGUUACAUUUAACCUUGAGGUAGGGGUAAAAACUAACGCUCCACUUGGUACACCGAACAGUCUUAAUAGCUUUAAAAGUUAACACAAAGUAAGGCAAUUGAAUUUUAUUGAAUUGCCUUACUUUGUGUUAACUUUUAAAGCUAUUAAGACUGUUAGGUGUACCAAGUGGAGCACACUCAUAUUUAUAUGUUAUUCGUGGCCUACCUAUAUCAGUGAAAAUCUACCACAAGCAUGUAUUUGGAACAAGUUCUCCAGUCCUUAUCCCCACAAACUACACAAUCCAUUGUUCUUAGACGCACUACGACUUAUAUUGUGCGCUCACACAAAACAUGGAAACACAAACAAAACCAAACAAACCACGCACAAUAAGGACAGGGAUUAGAUGACAUGUUGCUCCCGCGUGCAUCUCUCAUUCCAGCGCCCCGGUCUCACUGCAGGCAGAGCAUAUAAACAAUUAGCAAUUAAUUGUGAUUGCACACACCUGGGGUUGCAGUGCCGGCUAAAUCGCUCCCUCUCCGCCCGCAGAUGGCACCCUAACGACACCACCCCUCCACAGUAUAUUACUCCUGGUUUUCAUUUAAUGUCUGUUCAAUCCAAACAGCUGUAUCAGCCGAUGUCACCACGUUUGCCUAAAGUUAAAGUUGAAUUAAAUAAAUGUAUGACUAUCCAGUCUGAGUUGAACAAAUCCAAUCAAUUGGUUAAUUAAUAAUUGACUGACAACAGGCUAACAACCCUGUUCGAUUUAACUCUGGGGUGUCUGCACUUUUACCUUGCUAGCAAUUCGAGCAAGCUAGUAUGCUAUAUCAAAACUAUACAAUCUGUUAAUCACUAAACGACAGUUUAUGAUCACAUACAUUUGGAUUCUUUGACAUACAUACACCAUACAGUAGCUGAACACUACUGGUAAAAAAAAAAAAACCUUUUUGGCAAUAUCUCCCGAAAUAUUUAUUGAACUCUCCCGCUGUUUGUUGGAAACAAAGAGAUGGUUAUUCUGCAUGUAUAACCUUUAAUAUCUUGUUCAAGCUAAAUGCAUCAACCAAAAAAGUGUGUGUUAUAUGUUGCCCUGCUCUCCCCUAUAGGAGCACUUACUCUUAUCCAUAUCUUUGGAGACAUUCAUCUCACACUAAUGAUAGGUGUCAAAUAUGGCUUGUUUGACAAAAUAGAGGCCAUUUCUCCUCAACAAGUAUCAAAGAUGAGUAUUUUUUUCAUUUGAGUUUGUCAUUUGAGUUGCAUCUGCCAUGGAUGGCUUGUCUGGGUUAAUGUUAGCCUCCGGUUCAGCUGCCUUCAUGGACGGUGAAGACUCCGUUUGGGGUGCAUCUUCUGAUAGCGAUGGAGGCAUUGUCUCUCAAAGCUCAGUAAAAUCAUUGUUCUGUGUUGAAUCCAUGAAGGACGUGGACGAUAAAUUGCCUGCUGUGAACCUGGAUGAAUAAACUUUCUUACUGUAUUUUCUUGUU
This is a messenger RNA of Anguilla rostrata (American eel), 9137 nucleotides long. Its product is annotated as carnosine synthase 1-like. The record is from RefSeq and is a predicted model, not a curated record. Bases 55 to 3093 code for a protein of 1012 amino acids. Gene Ontology annotation, biological process: carnosine biosynthetic process. Gene Ontology annotation, molecular function: carnosine synthase activity; ATP hydrolysis activity; ATP binding. The transcript is spliced from 9 exons. NCBI's taxonomy places the organism in Eukaryota, Metazoa, Chordata, Actinopteri, Anguilliformes, Anguillidae.